Aspergillus oryzae RIB40 is the source of this 561-nucleotide messenger RNA. Its product is annotated as RidA family protein. Bases 1 to 561 code for a protein of 186 amino acids. The record is from RefSeq and is a predicted model, not a curated record. NCBI's taxonomy places the organism in Eukaryota, Fungi, Ascomycota, Eurotiomycetes, Eurotiales, Aspergillaceae. Gene Ontology annotation, molecular function: deaminase activity. Gene Ontology annotation, cellular component: mitochondrion; cytosol. The transcript has 2 exons.
AUGUCAGGCACCACGCAUCCCAAUGGCGUCCCCUAUCUCCGUCCAGCCGGCAACGCCCAAGGCCUCGCUAAUUAUCCGCAUGCCCGAACGGUUACUGCCGGGCAUGGAGCUUCUUAUCUCCAUAUUUCGGGAACUUCUUCGCGCCGCGGCGAUGGAUCGUUUGUCGGAGCUGAAAGAGCCCACGACCCCAACGGCAACCCCUCUCUCAAACUCGACAUUCGUCUCCAGACAGCGGCCGUCUUGAAGAACAUAGCGGCGAUCAUAGACGGCGCCACGGAGGGUCGGGCUGGGAUGCAGAAUGUGGUCGAAGUUACCGUUUUCCUUACGAACAUGAAAGACGAUUAUGCUGGGAUGAAUGAAGAGUGGAACAAGGUCUGGCCAGACCGCACGACGGCGCCGGCACGCACAACUGUGGAAGUGAGGGCAUUGCCCCGGGAGGAAAUCCUGGUGGAGAUGAAAUGCGUUGCCUGGCUCGCCGGGUUUCAACUUCGCGCCAAAGCCCAAAGCCUUACUAAACCAAGGGAUUUAGUGCACCCUCGAUGGUCUGGUAAUGAUUGCUAA